UUUAAGCAAUACAAGAGAACAGACGCAACGACACAUCGAGGACUAUUUUAAUCAAUACAAAUGUACGAUAUCACACUUAAUCAAGAGACGCGCAAUCUAUUCCAGCUUACCCUAGUUGGAAGGUAUUUCGUAACCCAAGGGGGCUAUCCAGCUUUCAUGAACAACGUGAUUAUGCCCAUGAUUGCGAGACUUGCAGAAAAACUACACGAAUUAGGCGUAUCAUGCAGUGAGAUGUACCCAAUCGUACGACGGCGAGUACAGAUCUACGUACUCGAAGAGGCUGCAAAAGAAGGAUUUCUAUGCGCAAGGCCGCUUCGCAGAAUAAGACGUCCUCUGCAAGCUGUGGAACGUUCAAAACAGCUUUCCAUAGCGACGUCUGCUGAAAAGAUGACGGUAAGUCAUAGCACUUGCAAAAGCCUGAACCAUGACGGAGAUAUUAUGGUCACAGUUGAAAGCAAGAGUCUCACAGUAGACAAGGGCUGCAAAGAUGACAAGAGCCCCCAUGAUGACAUGAGCCUCACAGAUAGCAAGGGCAUCACCUACGAGAAAGGCCCCAUAGAUGGCCAGGGCUUCACAGAUGACAAGGGCUGCACUGACGACAAGGACUGCACAGAUGACAAGGGCUGCAAUGAUGAUAGAGGCUACACAGAUGAUAAGGGGUGCAAUGAUGAUGACAGGGGCCUCACAGAAGACAAGGACUGCACAGAUGACAAGGGCUGCAAUGAUGACAAGGGCUGCAAUGAUGAUGACACAGGCCUCACUGAUGACAAGGGCUGCGAUGAUGACAAGGGCUGCAAUUAUGAUGACGAGUGUCUCACUGAUGACAAUGGCGGCAGUGAUGACAAGGACUGCAUUGAUGACAAGGGCCUCAAUGACGAUGACAAGGGCCUCACUGAUUACAAGGUCUGCAAUGAUUUCAAAGGCUGCAGUGAUGACAACGGCUGCAAUGAUGACAAAGGCUGCAAUGAUGAUGACAAGAGCCUCACAGAUAACAAGGUAAUACGUCAUAUCACUUGGAAAAGCCUGAACCAUGGCGGAGAUAUUACUAGUAUACUAUCAGAUGAAAGCAAGAGUCUCACAGUAGACAAGGGCUGCACAUAUCGCAAGAGCCUAGAUGACAUGGGCCUCACAGAUGGCAAGGGCCUCACAUAUGAGAAACAUGGUGAUGACAACGGCCUUGCUCAUGACAAGGACAUCACUGAUGACCAGAGCUGCACUUAUGACAAGGGCUGCAUUAUUAACAACGGCCUCACUGAUGACAAGGGCUUCACUAUUGACAAUUGCCGCAUUGAUGAAAAGGGCCUUUCUCAUGACAAUGGCCUCAUAGAUUACAUGUGCUGCACCGAUGACAAAGCGAGUCACGGCAUGAACUACAAUGAUGACAAUUGGCUUGAGUAUGCCAUGAUCCUGGCUUAUUACAAGAACCGUUCUGAUGAAAAGCACCUGCAGCCAUUAAAGGAUGACACCAUAAAUGGCUUUACACAAACGAAGGUGUUUGUCAGAGGACGGCGAUUCUUAAAAAGAAUCCGUGUAUUAUUUAGGCGAUGUUUAAUUCAGAAGAUCAAAGACUAACUCGAAAAAAAAGUUAUUUUGUAAUUUAAAUACUGAUUAAUAAACAUAAUCAUCCUCAUAA
Messenger RNA from Dreissena polymorpha, 1633 nucleotides. RefSeq lists its product as uncharacterized. The transcript is spliced from 2 exons. The record is from RefSeq and is a predicted model, not a curated record. Lineage: Eukaryota; Metazoa; Mollusca; Bivalvia; Myida; Dreissenidae. Bases 61 to 1572 code for a protein of 503 amino acids.